AUGCCUUCCACUGAACUCAGCACGUCUGUUCGUUCCACCUCGGAGAAAUCACACAAGUCCAAGCUCAGUGAAAUCGAGGAUCCUGAUGGGGAGUUUGGCGGCACGGAGGCACGAAAGGUACUGGAGAGAAAGCUGUUGUGGAAGGUAGAUUUGAGGAUGAGCAUUCUCGUUGUCAUUUAUAUUCUAAACUACAUCGACAGGAAUAAUGCCGGUGCUGCACGAUUGCGAGGGUUACAGUCUGACCUGGACCUUCAUGGCACACAAUUCGCGACGUUGUUGUCAAUCUUAUAUGUGGGAUAUAUAAUCAUGCAGGUUCCAUCGAACAUGUUCUUGAACUGGAUUGGAAAGCCUUCAUUAUAUCUUCCGGCGUGCAUGGUCGUUUGGGGUACCAUAUCUUGCCUUACUGGUGCGUGUAGAGAAUUUGCCUUCAAAGGAGCUUUGCUAACGCGGUUCUUUCUCGGGUUUGUCGAGGCAGCAUUCUUUCCUGGAGCUCUGUUUCUUCUGUCUAAAUGGUAUAAGCGUAAUGAAUUAGGUCUGCGAACCGCAAUUCUAUAUUGUGGAAACAUUAUCAGUAAUGCCUUCGGGUCGCUUAUGGCUUCUGGAAUUCUUAGUGGGAUGCAAGGGAAGCUCGGCCACGCUGCAUGGAGAUGGCUUUUCUUUAUCGAAGGAGUACUGACAAUUGCAGUGGCAAUAUUGGCUAUAUUCAUACUACCCGACUUCCCAUCCACGACUAAAUGGCUGACCGAGGAAGAGCGGGCGCUGGCAUUAAGACGAAUGGAAGAGGACAGCCAUGGAAAAAGCGAGGGCGAAGAUGCAAAUGGACAUACCGGCCUCUGGAUGGCAAUUACAGAUUGGAAGGUGUGGUGGAUGGCAUUGCUACUAACUUCAUGGGUCGUUUCCUUAUCGUUCAACGCCUACUUUCCGACACUGAGUGCUACCAUGGGAUUCAACGAAACGGUGACACUACUUCUCUGUGCACCACCAUUCCUUUUUACGACCGUUAUAGCCUUUGGGCUCUCGCGUCAUUCAGACAAAACCAAUGAACGGUUUUAUCACUGCAUAGGAUCGCUCAUUCUUGGUAUUUUAGGCUUUGUUAUUGCAACCAACACGAUGAAUAUCGCUGCACGUUAUAUCUCAUUAUUCCUCAUGGCCCAGUCAUACGCCGGAUACAUUGUAUUCUACGCGUGGAUGAGCAACAGUUUUCCCUACCCCGCAUCGAAGCGAGCCGUGGCAAUUGCCAUCAUAAACGCUUUCUCUCAGUUGGGAAAUGUGGCUGGAUCGUAUGUUUGGCCUGCUACCUGGGGUCCGACGUACCGAAACUCCUACGGAAUAUGUAUCGCGACAUCUGGGCUUGCUGUUCUCAUGCUCUGCGUUUUAAAAUGGCAUUUCACCGUGGUAAAUGAAGGUUUGGACAAAGAAGAAUUGAGGAAAGGCGUAAAGGAGAAAGGAUUCCGCUAUAUGGUAUAA
Psilocybe cubensis is the source of this 1467-nucleotide messenger RNA. RefSeq lists its product as uncharacterized. Gene Ontology annotation, molecular function: transmembrane transporter activity. Gene Ontology annotation, biological process: transmembrane transport. The transcript has 10 exons. The coding region runs from base 1 to 1467 and encodes 488 amino acids. The record is from RefSeq and is a predicted model, not a curated record. Gene Ontology annotation, cellular component: membrane. Lineage: Eukaryota; Fungi; Basidiomycota; Agaricomycetes; Agaricales; Agrocybaceae.